Messenger RNA from Rosa chinensis, 4996 nucleotides. RefSeq lists its product as uncharacterized. Lineage: Eukaryota; Viridiplantae; Streptophyta; Magnoliopsida; Rosales; Rosaceae. The transcript is spliced from 7 exons. The record is from RefSeq and is a predicted model, not a curated record. Bases 392 to 4996 code for a protein of 1534 amino acids. Gene Ontology annotation, biological process: DNA repair; telomere maintenance. Gene Ontology annotation, molecular function: DNA helicase activity.
UCUUUCAAUUUUUGUUGUCAAUAAAAUUGCACCAAAAAAGUCCAAAGACUCCGACUUUACUCCAACGUCGUCAAAUUGAUUUUGAUCCAUAAUCGAACGUUUUAUCUGCGGUUGCAUCCCCAGUUCAUUAUUAUUCCCGGGAAACCUUUGGAAUUGCGUUUGACUGACAUCAAGGAUCAAACCCAGGAGGAUAAGUUGUUGCUCCCUGCCGAAUUGUCCAUUUAUUUGGGUUCUAAGAGUGCCUUUGGACAAGAAUAGAAGCAGGGUAUGGUUUAUCACAUUCAGCCAAAACAAAGAAACUGAUUCUGUUGUUAUCAUUCUGUCAGACUACUGUGAAGGGAUACAGGAAGAAGGCUAACGCAAGCAUUGAAGAAGCAAACGCCAACGACUCAUGGACCAAAUGGAGCGUGUGCGUGCUCGGCACCGACAAUGGCGAGAGUCGAUGAGUUCUUCACAACGUCAAGCAUACUUGGCACGACGACGCGCAAUAGCUCAAGAAAAGCGACCCGUGGUGGAAACUAGCCCAAGUAACAGAGCUGAACAAGCUCCAGAAGAAUUUGAUAAUGAAGGCACACGUUCAAGAAUUUCUUCAAAUUCCAACAACCCCGAACAAGACUACACAAGGGUUCGCUUAACUCGCAUAAGACAAAUGGCACGUUCGAAUAGAUCAGAAACAAGCGAUGGAGUUGUUCGAAUUUCUACUCGCUAUGAGUUACCUAAUGCUACCAUGAAUAAUCAUGAGGAGCAUAACAGCAACAAUGUGGCCAUGAAUAAUGAUGAGGAACAUACCAACAACAUUGAGGAAGACAAUGAAAGUGAGCCCAUGAAUAAUCAUGAGGAGCGCCGUAACAACAUUCAUCAAGUGCGGCGUAUGAGGAGGGCAAGAAUAAAUAAUAAUUCUGCUAGAGAUUUUCAUGAGGAAAUGGGUGUCCAUGAUUGUCAAUUGCCCCCACUAAAAACAUGCCCGUACUGCAAUGCAUUAUUGUUUAAUCGAGAGACCUUUAGUUUGUGUUGCUUGAAGGGGAAUAUUGUUCUGCCACUAAUACAGUCUCCCCCAGAAAUGGUUCACCUCUUUUCUGAUCAAACUGAUGAGGGCAGAAAAUUCAGACAAAAUAUUAGGGCCUACAACAAUGUGUUUGCAUUCACUUCAAUGGGCGUACAUGUUGAUGAAAGAAUUAAUAUCCAAGGCCGUGGACCUUAUACGUUUCGUGCACAAGGUUCUAUAUAUCAUAAAAUUGGUGGUCUAUUACCAAUUGACGGGAGAAGACCACGAUAUCUACAGGCUUAUAUAUACGACACUGAGCAUGAACUUGAGAAUAGAUUGACUGAAAGUGAAGUUUUGGAGAGGGGAAUGGUUGAAAAGAUACAACAAAUUCUUAAUCAACACAAUCCAUUUGUUCAAACAUUUCGGAGUCUCGGACAACGUCAAGAUUUGCCCAAUUGCAGACUCAUCAUCAGAGAGCAACCUUCCGACCGCCGUCAGUAUAAUUUGCCAUCUGCAUCACAAGUUGCUGCUAUUAUAGUAGGGGGUGACGACAUCAAUCCAAAUGGGAGAGAUUUUAUUGUUGAAACAAUUAGUGGACAACUUUGGAAUGUCAAAGACUCAGUUGGAUAUUAUGACCCCAUGCAGUAUCCGUUAUUAUUGCCUUAUGGAACAUAUGGAUGGGACAUUAAUACUCAUGGCAAUAAUGGAAGACCAAUGUCAUGUUGUGACUACUACGCAUAUAUGUUACAGAUGCGUCAAGGUCAUGAAAAUCCUCUACAUCGAGGAGGACGCCUCUUCCAACAGUAUGUUGUAGAUAAUUAUGUAAAGAUUGAAUCACAGAAGCUCAGAUGGCUUCGUAGUAAUCAAGAAAAAUUUCGGAGAGAAUUUCGUCAAGGACUUCAAGACUCUCUACAUGCAGGAGAAAAUGAUGCAGGUAACGUUGGUCGUAGAACAAUUCUCCCGUCAUCGUUUAUUGGAAGCCCACGUGACAUGUACCAACGAUAUCAAGAUGCAAUGGCUUUGGUUCAAAAAUAUGGUAGGCCGGAUCUUUUUAUCACCAUGACCUGUAACCCCAAUUGGGAAGAAGUUAGAAAUGAACUACUCCCUGGACAAACGCCACAAGACCGUCCUGAUUUAGUCACCAGGGUAUUUCAUGCCAAGUUUGAGCAAUUAAAAGAAGACAUCAUCAACAAGGGGGUGCUGGGAAAAGUGGCUGCACAUGCUUUCGUUGUUGAAUUUCAAAAACGGGGCCUACCACAUGUUCAUAUGCUGAUUAUGUUAGAAGAAAAUGACAAGCUUAAUAACCCUGAUGAAUAUGAUCGCAUUGUUAGAGCUGAAAUACCAUAUGAGGACGAGGAACCUCAACUUUAUGAUGCAGUGUGUACACAUAUGAUUCAUGGUCCAUGUGGAACUCUUAACCCAAGGCAGUCAUGUAUGAAAAAUGGAAGUUGCAAUAAAAGCUACCCAAAACCAUUUGCAAAUUUCACUGUGCAAGGGAAUGAUGCAUAUCCAGUAUAUCGGAGACGAGCAAGUCGUUUACCAGUACCUUUGCGUAGACGAGGAGAUGUGAUGGUGGAUAACGGUUGGGUGGUUCCCUACAACCCAUGGUUGCUAUUACGGUAUAAUUGUCACAUCAAUGUUGAAAUAUGUGGGAGCAUAAAAAGUGUCAAGUACUUAUAUAAGUAUAUCUACAAAGGUCCUGACAGAGUGGAACUUGAGCUGCAAUCAAACCCAGAGUUUGAUGAAAUUAGACAAUUUGUUGAUGCAAGGUGGGUUUGUGCACCGGAGGCUUUAUGGAGGAUCUUCAAAUUUGCAAUGAACAGAAUAUAUCCAACAGUAGAGCGAUUACAAAUACAUCUUCCCAACAUGCAACAGAUAACAUUCAGUGUUGAUGAAACAGUAGAGAAUAUUCUGGCAGAUGAGCACGCACAAAUGUCAAUGCUUACUGAGUUUUUCACCAUAAAUCGAAUGGAUGAGGAUGCAAGAACAUAUUUGUAUCGAGAAAUUCCUGAACAUUACAGAUGGGAUAAUAGCAACAAAAUUUGGGUGAAAAGAAGAAGAAACUACAAGGUUAUUGGGCGAAUAUACAGCGUCUCACCGUCUGAAGGUGAGAAAUUUUACCUGCGUGUCCUUCUUAAUCAUGUAAGAGGUCCAAGAUCAUUUCGUGAUUUGCUUACUGUUAAUGGUGUUCUACAACCAACUUUCAAGCAAGCAGCAGAAAAACAAGGUUUGCUAGAAAAUGACAAUAGUAUCCGACAGUGUUUGUUGGAGGCCUCUGCAAUUAGGAUGCCAUCAACUUUGAGGAGAUUAUUCGUCACGAUUUUAGUGUACAAUGAGCCAAUCGGUGUCCGAACAUUGUGGGAUGAAUUUUUUCCUUUUAUGGUGGAAGAUUAUCCUUCAUCUGGUGAUAUUGCAAACCAAAACAGGCUCUUACAAGAUUUAAAUGGAGUACUUGAACAAUUUAACAGGAACAUUAGAGAUUUUGACCUGCCUGAAAUGACAACGGAGCCAGAAGAAAAUUCAAGAAUGCCAAGGUGUAUUGAAGACGAACUUUCCGUACAUAUCUCUCAAGAAGACAUUGAUGCAAUUGACCGCCUUAAUGACGACCAAAGGAUCGCCUUUGACACGAUCAUGGAUGCAGUUCAGAGAAAAAGAAGUGCAUUAUUUUUUGUUGAUGGUCCUGGUGGAACUGGGAAGACAUAUUUAUACCGUGCAUUGCUAGCAAACAUACGAAGAAUGAAUCAUAUAGUCUUAGCCACAGCAUCAUCUGGAAUAGCUGCAAAUAUACUGCCCGGCGGGAGGACAGCUCACUCCAGAUUUAAGAUUCCACUCAAUGUAGAUGCGUCAUCUAUGUGUUCCAUAAGUAAACAGUCUGCUCUGGCACAACUGGUACAAGAUUCGACUGCAAUUAUUUGGGAUGAGGCACCUAUGACACAUCGACAUGUCUUUGAAGCACUUGAUCGAACUUUUAGAGACAUAAUGGAUGUCGACUUACCAUUUGGUGGAAAGAUAAUGAUUUUUGGGGGAGAUUUUCGUCAAGUCCUCCCUGUUAUUCCUAAAGGAACGAAGUCUGAACUCAUUCAAGCCUCCAUUGUGAAAUCAACAUUUUGGACACAUAUAAAGAUAUUGAGACUGAGACAGAAUAUGAGAUCCAUAAAUGACCACCAAUUUGCAGAGUUUCUUCUUCGUGUAGGCGAUGGGAGUGAACAAGUCAUUAAUGACGAAAUGAUAAGAUUACCGGAAUGCAUGGUGGUUCCAUGGGAAAGCGACCAAUCUAUCAAUCUAAUUAUUGAUGAAGUUUUCCCCAAUUUGGGUGAUCAUGUAAAUGAUGCGAGAUACAUGGUGGACAGAGCAUUGAUUACUCCUAUAAACGACGAUGUGGACGUGUUGAAUGAAAAGAUAAUCUAUAUGUUUCCAGGUGAAGAAAUUACAUUGUACUCAUUUGACUCUGUUGAAGAUGACAGCAGAAAUUUGUACCAACCAGAGUUUCUGAACUCAAUAACCGCAGGUGGGCUACCACCCCACAAGUUAACUCUGAAAGUAGGUGCUCCAAUCAUGCUUUUAAGGAAUAUUGACCCUAAAUUGGGAUUGUGUAACGGUACUAGAUUGUUGUGCCGUGGUUCGUACCAAAAUCUUAUUGAUGCUGAGAUACUAACAGGACAAUUUGCUGGGACUAGAGUUUUUCUACCUAGAAUUCCUUUGAAAAGUGCAGAAAAUGCUGGGCUCCCAUUUCAACUAACAAGAAAGCAGUUUCCAGUGAAAUUAAGCUUCUGUUUGACCAUAAACAAAUCUCAAGGCCAGACUAUCCCACAUGUAGGUGUUUACCUCCCAGAUCAUGUUUUUAGUCAUGGACAAUUAUAUGUGGCAUUGUCGAGAGGAGUGUCGGAGUCAACCACAAAAGUUCUGGUGAAAAAAGGAUCCAUAGUUGGUGAAGAUGGCGUAUUUACAAAAAAUGUCGUAUUUAAAGAAGUUUUGCUUCAUUCAAACACAAAUGAUAGAUCGUCUUCAUAG